UCACUAUCUUUUCCCGGAAUUUUCUCGUGCACUUUCCCGGAAAAGCAAAAAGCACAGGCCUCGCUCCGUUUUCUAUUUGUAUUUGUAUCGUUCAGCAAUGGAGAAUUCGAAGAACGGAGCCAUGGAAGCGUCUCCUCGUCAAUUCGUCUCUGUUCUCAAUUGUAUCGAUCUCGCUAGCCCUGACAUCCACAACUCUGUUUCCUUGGUCAAGCAGGCUUGCUUGGACUCUGGGUUCUUUUAUGUGAUCAAUCAUGGCAUCAGCCAGGAAUUUAUGGAUGAGGUUUUUCAGCAAAGCAAAAGGUUUUUUGAUUUACCUCUAAGUGAGAAAAUGAAGCUUCUUAGGAACAAGAAACAUCGUGGUUACACUCCUGUUCUAGAUGAACAUUUGGAUCCUGUCAAUCAAAAACAUGGGGACUUUAAGGAGGGAUAUUACAUUGGUGUAGAAGUACCCGACGACAAUCCUGAUGCACAAAAGCCAUUCUUUGGACCAAAUGUCUGGCCUAGCUCUGAUAUCUUGCCUGGAUGGAGAGAAACUAUGGAGAAAUAUCACCAGGAGGCACUUGAGGUGGCAAAAGCAGUUGCGAGGUUAAUAGCUCUUUCACUUAGCCUGGAAGCUGGCUACUUUGAUGGAGAAGAAAUGCUUGGGAAGCCUAUUGCAACGUUGCGUUUGCUACAUUAUGAAGGUGAAAAUGAAAUAAAAGGUACAGUUUCUGAUCCUGCAAAGGGAAUAUAUGGAGCAGGCGCACAUUCUGAUUUUGGUUUAAUGACACUCUUGGCAACAGAUGACAUCUGUGGUCUCCAAAUAUGCAAGAAUAAGGAUGCUAUGCCUCAGAUAUGGGAAUUUGUAGCGCCAUUAAAAGGAGCUUUCAUAGUGAAUCUUGGUGACAUGCUAGAACGCUGGAGCAACUGCAUAUUCAGGUCCACUCUGCAUCGGGUGUUGAGCAACGAUCAGGAGAGAUACUCUAUCCCAUUCUUUGUGGAGCCGAACCAUGACUGUGUUGUUGAAUGCCUGCCCACCUGCCAGUCCGAAGAGAACCCCCCCAAGUUCCCCCCAAUCAAAUGCGAAACUUACAUGCUCCAGCGAUACAAGGAGACCCAUGCCGAUCUCAGCUCAUACCAGAAAUGACACCCCAAAUUCAAGAAUGCUGUUAUCAUCCGUUGACUGUAGCUGUUAAAACGGUGAAAGCGACGCUGAUAAGGGGGGAUGAGUUAACUGCGACUUCACAAUUUUUUCUCCUCUCAAUAUUUUACCAAAAAAUAUAUUUACAAUAUAUAUAUUUUAAAUAUAAAUAUAAAUUAAAUUAAAAAUAUAUUUUGUUAUUUACCGAAAAUAUAUAUAUUAGUUAUUUACACAAAAUUUAUAAAUAUAUAAAAAAUACCAUAUAUAUAGAUAGAAAGAGCGGGCAGCGAUGGGGUUGUCUAUUGAGAUGUCCCCCACCACACAGCUUUACUGCUCUGCUAGUACUAGCUGGCUCGCUCUCGUUUUGCCUUCAGUAGGGUGGCCGGCGAGCUUUUCAUUUGCUCUCUUUUGUUGUAUUAUAUAUACAAUAUACAUACACACACACAGAUACUACUAGCUUUCUUCAAUAUGGUUUUUCUGAAGAAGUUGUCGUCAAGGUCUUGUAUUCCGGUAAGGGUAUCAUGAAGAUGGUUCGUGGUUUGAAGGAGAGAUGGAGGUUCAUGGCGAAGGACCAUUAAUAGAGUUUUAAUUUCUCUGUGAUUUAAUAAGCAUUUGCAUUAGUGGUCCCUAUGUGCAAGGUUUAAUGAUAUACUUAGGAAGUGCUUUGAAUAAUAAUUACACGUGCUAUUUUCAUACACAAA
This is a messenger RNA of Diospyros lotus (date-plum), 1821 nucleotides long. Its product is annotated as 2-oxoglutarate-Fe(II) type oxidoreductase hxnY. The record is from RefSeq and is a predicted model, not a curated record. The transcript is spliced from 12 exons. NCBI's taxonomy places the organism in Eukaryota, Viridiplantae, Streptophyta, Magnoliopsida, Ericales, Ebenaceae. Bases 98 to 1126 code for a protein of 342 amino acids.